AUGGAUUCUUCUUAUACACAUUCGGAACGUUACAACAAUUUCCAUGGUAAUAUCCCAACCAAUGAUCUUAAACCAACUGUUGCCAACUCUCUCCACAUUACACACCAUUCAAUUCUACACAUCGAAGGAAUCAUGACGGUUUAUUUAAUUGGAGCGAACACGCCUCUUAAAGUGACGUUAGGUGAUAGUUUCAUGUCGGAGGUGGUGGCUCAAUCACUUACAAUAUCCCAAUAUGACCGGUUGCUGAAUGAGAAGCAAAGUUCGCAUUCUCAAUCAACUUCUUGCACUUCCAUGAAUGAGCUUCCUUUGGAUCUCUCAAUGAAAGCAUCUGCUCUUCAGUCCCAAAAAGAAACUCCGGUGAAGACCGGCAGUGAAACGACAGUGAAACCGGACAUUGAUCUUGUUUUUGAGUUUACAAAUUGA
Messenger RNA from Rodentolepis nana, 423 nucleotides. The record is from the annotation of a GenBank genome assembly. NCBI's taxonomy places the organism in Eukaryota, Metazoa, Platyhelminthes, Cestoda, Cyclophyllidea, Hymenolepididae.